Messenger RNA from Adelges cooleyi (spruce gall adelgid), 969 nucleotides. RefSeq names its product nocturnin-like. NCBI's taxonomy places the organism in Eukaryota, Metazoa, Arthropoda, Insecta, Hemiptera, Adelgidae. Gene Ontology annotation, molecular function: 3'-5'-RNA exonuclease activity. The coding region runs from base 1 to 969 and encodes 322 amino acids. The transcript has a single exon. The record is from RefSeq and is a predicted model, not a curated record.
AUGACGAGUGAAGAUUUGUUGAGUUAUUGUUUUAGUUACAGCCCAUUAAAUAUAAGACAACUUAUUCUAAGGAAGUCUUUACUAAACAAUUCUUCCCGAAAUUCAGAAGAUACGGUAAGGGUGUUACAAUGGAACAUUUUGUCGCAAGUUUUAGGUCUUCAAUUCGGUGAUAAUUUUAGUAGUUGUCCUACUGAAGCAUUGCUAUGGGAAUAUCGACGAUGUCAAAUACUCUAUGAGAUCCUGGAAUAUAAAUCCGAUGUUAUGUGCUUUCAAGAAGUUGAUCAUUUUGAUUUCUUUAAUAGAGCCUUGGCCACUCAGUCAUAUAGUGGUGUAUUUGUACAAAAGGCAUAUUCACCUUGUGUUAAAUUUGAUGGAAAUAAUGGACCAGAUGGGUGUGCAAUAUUUUACAAUAGUCUUAAGUAUGAGCUUUUAGCAAAACAUGAGUUGGUCUAUUCUCAUUCAGCAGAAGGUUCGUUUAGUCGUCAGGUGGCAUUGUUAAUUGUACUACAAAAUAAAAGUUCGUUGAACAAGUUAUGUGUAGCCACCACUCAUCUCAAAUCCAUGACAGGUAAAGAUAAUGAAUUCUUAAGAAACCAACAAGGUGAAGAGCUUUUGAAAUUUGUAACCCAACAUGCUAGUGGCUGUCCGACUGUUAUAAGCGGCGAUUUCAAUGCUGAACCUACUGAACCCGUAUAUACAACUAUGAUCAGUGACCCUCAAUUAAGCUUAAAAAGCGCAUACAAUAUAUCUAAUAAAGAAGUAGAGUUUACAACAUGGAAAAUUAGAGGAAGAUGCGAAAUAAAAAGAACUAUUGAUUACAUAUUUUACACCACAAAUUACCUAACUGUUAGUAGCACAGUUGACAUGCCAAGUGAAGAAUUAAUUGGAAAAAAUAGGAUUCCCUCCAUAAAUUAUCCUUCCGAUCACUUCUCUUUGAUUACUGAUUUCUUCAUUAACAAAACUUUAUAA